Messenger RNA from Pomacea canaliculata, 2501 nucleotides. RefSeq names its product rhomboid-related protein 2-like. Gene Ontology annotation, cellular component: membrane. The transcript has 11 exons. Bases 605 to 1837 code for a protein of 410 amino acids. The record is from RefSeq and is a predicted model, not a curated record. Gene Ontology annotation, molecular function: serine-type endopeptidase activity. NCBI's taxonomy places the organism in Eukaryota, Metazoa, Mollusca, Gastropoda, Architaenioglossa, Ampullariidae.
CUUGCAGCCGCGCCCUGACAUUGUGCCCUCGCCAAAUUUUCCCAGGUUGGGAGUCACAGGAUCUCAGAAUAGCGAGUGUUCGCAAAGAAGAUGAAGGACCUCGCGAUCAUCGAGGUGAACGCCAUAUACCCCGGGUGCGUCAGUGCUGACUAUUGAAAGCAAAGACGUACCCUCUUAGGUUGAAAGUUUAGGUGCAGCACACGUUUGGCUGAAGGUGGGUAAACUUGUUGCCGACUACUUCAUCGACUUAGUCGUCGCUUGCUUCACAGCUGUGUAUUGGUACAUCGGGUGUAACCACCACCACAAUCAAGGUCACAUACAAGAUCAGUAAUACCCAGAUUUUCUCUACCUGCUUUAACUCAUUCGACUUUACCCCCACAACGUACGUGUUCUCCACCAAGGUGUCGUCAUUUGCGGGUGGUAUUACGGAGGACUGAGUACUGAUUACGGAAUACGGAGUGCCUGGGAGAUAUUGCAUGCUUCCUUCCUAUCCUCCCCCUCACUCUUCACAUCCAGCGACAGAUCACGAGUAACACCCGGAGAACCCAAGGCCACAGGCAGGUGUGACAGGUAGACAGGUGUAUCGUGGUGAAGCCAGACCAAGAUGCUGGGGCGAUGGCAGUACGGACACCUCGAGAGUCGGGCGUCAUCAGCGACAGCAGGUCGAAGUACAGUUUUCUCGGUGGAGGAGGACUUGACAGAGCUCGAGAGACAACUUCACCAGAACUUGGAACUGCACUUCCGCCCAAUCUUUCAGAGAUUCGUGUAUGGCGGGGAGAGGAUUGCGAGUCAUGACCUGCGUCGUCUGCUACAAGACGAGACGUACCGUGACCUUUUGCCUCCCGACAAAGUCUAUGACCUCAUUGACCUUGUCGAUUUCAACCCUGGCAAGGCCAUCUCGUACAUGGAGUUCGUUAAAAUUGUGACCGGCGGACUAGAGACGUACAGCUCAGAUGGUGAACUGGGUGGCCGGCCACACGGGGUGGAACGCAAGAAAACCUGGAUGAACAGCGUGUGUCGCAACACCAUGCCCCAGGCAGAGGUGGAUGAUUACCUGGCCACCUACCGAUGGAUUCCGCCGCCAUUCUUUAUGAUCACCAUCUCUCUGGCUCAGCUGGCAGUCUUUCUGUACUAUGUUGCUGACAUCUACCACUUGGGGGGCCGGGUGCACUUACUGGAUGGUGUAGCAGCAUACAGUCCACUGAUGUACCUACAGAACAAACGCCAGGAGGUCUGGCGCUUUGUGUCCUACAUAUUCCUGCACCAGGGGUGGGUCGACUUGAUUCUCAACCUUGGCCUACAGGUGUUGCUGGGGUUUCCUCUGGAAGUAAUGUUCAGAUGGUGGAGAAUGGCUAUUGUUUAUGUGAUCGGUAUAAUCACAGGUUCUUUGCUUCAGUCAGUCAGUGACCACAGCGUGGGGUUGGCCGGAGCUGCGGGAGGAACUUAUGCCAUUGUAACAGGGCAUGUCAUUGGCAUUUUGAUGAACUGGUCCGAACUCAAUGGCAAAGACGACAGCGAGAAGAAGACUACGAAAUGGUUCGCCAAGCCUUGGUUUCGACUUCUUCUCAUCUUUAUUGUGGCUGCCGUGCAGAUUUCUCUGGCGAUUUAUCGUCGGUUUUGCCCGACUUACCCCACUUAUAAAGUGGGAAUAGGGGCACACGCAGGUGGCAUCCUUGCAGGACUCUUGCUGGGCAGAGCUUUUCUCACAGACAGUCGGAGGUACCCGUGGUCAACGAAUUCCGGGUGGCUGGAUAUGUUUGUUCUGAUGAUCUUCUUUGGCUGCUGUGUACUUUUCAACAUUUUGUACAAGUCUUACCCUGAAGCAAGCUAUUACUAAUAACGGUUGGCCUGGGGACGGCUGCACCGAGUCAUCAUCCAGGAAACGUAAAUCAACUCAUCAGACUGUUCACGGAUAAGAUGGAGGACCAGUUACUGACUGUUUAAUAGGCAACACUCUUAUGCGUCCUACCUGCACUGUUAUGUGUUUCCUAGCAGCGAGGUGUGAUUGUGAGGUCUGCUGCGUGACUAUGAAGCUGUUCCAUGUUGGUGGCUCUAUAAUAAGAGUACAUGUGGUCUGUAACCAUGGAGCAGUUAAAUGCUGGUGGCUCUAUAAUACGACUAUGAAGAGUAGUUCUUUGUUAGUCAACACGCCCUUUACACCGGUGACAUAUCCACGUCGGUGAACGGUGUUUGUUCUAGAGAGAGUGAUGUUCACCUUUGAACUUUAUUUGAUGCACAAACAAUUCUUUCAGUGGAUAUUCCUUGAAAAGAAAAAAAAAAGUGAACUAUUGAGGAGCAAACUGAUGGAAAAAGUUCACCGAGCUCACAGACUAUCAGCUAUAAAUAAUAAAGACUAGGAUGGUAUAAAUAGUGUGUGUCUGAAGUGGAGACAGUCCGACUGAUGAAGAGAGAGAUGAGGCAGAGAAGUUGAGAAGAGACAGCCCUGCCGUUACCGCCUCUGGCAACGUGACGUAGCACGUGCAUUAAAGAGUCGUACACGU